Molecule: messenger RNA, 3155 nt
Organism: Cotesia glomerata
Lineage: Eukaryota; Metazoa; Arthropoda; Insecta; Hymenoptera; Braconidae
Exons: 1
Coding region: 383-3151 (922 amino acids)
Source: RefSeq, a predicted model, not a curated record
UAAAUUUACGGUUAAAUAAUACUUAAAGGUGACGUCAGAGAAAUCCACAUUCCUGACAACGUACGUUGGUCUGCAAAAUGAUCAUAAUUUGGGCCACAGCGGGUACACAUACUACGGAUCAGACCAACAAAUUCCAGAUCUAAAGUUAUCAACAUGUCAGUAUUUAGACUUAAACAUCACUACCUGUGAUUCGAACUACAAAACACUAAAGAACCGAGCAGGUUCGUUGAUAGUCCGAGCAUGGGUUGGAGUGACCCUGAGAAAUAACAUUCUGUCCUUCGUAAGCUACCUAUUGCACCAAUUAAAAGAAAAAUUUAGCGAGGAUGUCGAUACUAGUUUGUUCAUAAUUUAUGAUGAAUUGCGCAAAAAUCACAUUCGCACAAUGGAUUUUUUACCAAAACUAAAAGGCAUUUCCAGGCUAGACAAGGGAACCCAAUUGGUAGCGUUGUUCAAGAAUCUGCAAGAGGUGAUGCAGCCGUUUUGCAAAAGCGAACUGGAGUUACUAGCAAGGACAAUGUACAAGAUGAAGACCAGCGGCGAUAGAGCCGACCAUAAUAUUUUUGCCUACAACAAAAAUGGCACGAAGAUAAAGUAUCAUGAGAUAGACAUGUUCACAGACAUAGGCUACCAAACGAUGCUGCUUUUACAAUCUAAGACAGUUUACAAGCCUGCUGAGAAAGACUACGAAAUCAACAGGUCAUUUGGUCGGGAAUUUUCUGCACUUUUUCAUCUGAUCAAAAACGGAAAGAUUCUUCUAACUCAACCAGUCUUGGCAGCAUUGACAGCAAAUAUGAAGUUUGUAGACCUUCCAGCUGACCAAAUUGAGGACCUGAGGUUCCUAAUUGACGUGCUGAGAGGCAACAAAAUAAAAAAUUGGUCACCAGAAUUGAUUGGAUCAGCACAUAUGAGGAAUCCGCAAGUUUUAAUUGAUAACAUGUUCCGAUCUCUGGCGAGCAACAAUGACGUAGAUCCUCUAGUAAGUGAUAUAGCCGCUGGUUUGCAAGGUAAGUUGCAAAGAACUUACAGAUCCUACAUGACGAAGGUGAUGGAGCCGUUUUUUGGCGAAGAAGAACUUAACAUUACUUUGGUAUUCAAGGUGAUGCGGGAAAAUGUGCAGAAUGAAAGCAGUGUGGAUUUGUUGAAGAAGUUGUUCGAUGAUAAAACUAUCAACGCUUUUUACGCCAUGAAAGGUUUCGUAAGAUAUUACUUCAAUACGCCGGUGAAAUUGGUGAUUGGAUUUCUGAGACGGUUGCAAUUGAGAGUGCCAAUUAAUAACGAGAUUAUGGGUUUGAUCAGUAGUAUCAUUAAUGAACUCUCGAAUUCUAGUACCGCGCAUUCUAAAGAUUGUUCUCGUUGUCUAAAAGGCAAUCAAUAUAAUGGUAAUCAUCGCCAGGAUGAUGGAAAGAAAGAUAGCUCCCAAAAAAGUGAAGAUAAUCGUCAAAAGGAUGAUGAUGGAAAGAAUCAUAGCUCUCAAAAAGACGAUAAGAAUGAGAGCUCUCAAAAAGAUGAUAAUAAGAAAGAUAGCUCUCAAAAAGAUGAUAGUAAUCGUCAAAAAGAUGAUGAUAAGAAAGAUAGCUCUCAAAAAGAUGAUAGUAAUCGUCAAAAAGAUGAUGGUGAGAAGAAAGAUAGCUCUCAAGAAGCUAAAGAUGGUAAUAAUCGUCCAGAGAAUAGUGAAGGAAAGAAAGUUCGCCAAAAAAAUCGCUCGCAAAAAGGACAUGAAGAUCCUAGUGACUAUCAAAGCUUUGAUGAUGAAAAAGGAGACGAAACAAAAUUGGAUAACAUAAGCAAGCGGCAAUUAUACAGAAUUAAAAAUGAGCUGAUCAAACCUAGAUUGCCUAUUAACCAAGUUUGCAAUCGUUUCAAUGAAUUGACGACUCCAUCAUUCCGUUUCAAUAUUAUAGGAAAUCUAACCAGCAAUUGCCUGGAGCCGGCAAUGCCUUCGAUGAACUGGUUCAAAAAUAUUGAUCAGCCAGCUUAUAAUUUUGUCUUGAAACCUCUGAUAGCUCAAGCCAGUACGUUUUUGAGUGAGUUCAUUGAUGAGAAUGAUGAAAUAGGUCAGCUUAUUGAAGAUGUGCUUAUCAACGUAACGCAAAGUGCUUCUAGGAGAGUUAUUUUGAAGGCUGUAAGUUAUCCAGGAUCAGUACGCCAACUGUUGACAGUUUUGUUUAAGAAGAUGAUUAACGUUAACAAGGUACGUGCAAGGAGUUUGAUUUAUUUUGAGGUGAUAAAGAUAUAUUGCAAGUUGAUAAACGACCAUGAUAAUCGAAGUCACGCUUUUGAUGCAUCACUGUUCAAAUUGGAUGAUCCCGUACGAAACAACUCGAUUGAUCAAUUCAAAAGUGUUGUGAGUUUUUCACUGCAGAAGCUGAUUGACGGCUAUAAUGUUUCAAGUCAUUCGGCGAUUUUUUGGAACAAUUACACGACAAAUCGGCUACUGAUUAGUGAUUUAUGUCGUGUUUAUCUAACGCAUCGAGAUGUUGUAGGAAAUGAUCGUUUGUUCAAUGAAGUAGUCUUUAUUUUGCACUCUGUUUAUCAUGUUCCGGUGAGAUUUGCAGACCUGCUGAGUAUUUAUACAGCGAAAACGGUCUACGAAAUAAGGAACUUAAACUUGGCACAAGAUUUGUUGAUGAAGCCCAACAUGAUGCAGAUGCUGGGCGAUGAUUUUGAUCUGGGCAGGUAUCCUACCAAGGGUGCUAUGCUGAAAGCUGUCUUUAUAAGGCUGAAAAAUCAAGAUAUUGUUAGGAGGAAUGCCACGCUAUUGACUUCAGUGGAAUCGCAGCUCAGGGAGAUAACUUGCGAUGGUCACUGGAUGGAAUCUUCUGAGGAGAUUCUAGCAGAAGCUUUGACUGAUCAGGUUGACCUUGACAAGGUUUUUGACUUAGGACUUGAUGAAAAAAAGCUUUCGCCCAAUGUCAAAAAUGCUUUUCUCAACAUGUGGAAUUGGUAUGGCGGGAUUUUCAAUCCGAUAAAUUUUAUAAAGAAGAUGAAUAUCAGUGGGUAUGAUACGAGGUCAGCGUUUAUUCAAGGAUUUUUGAAUAGUAUCACUCAGAUUGUUGCUGAUGACUAUGUGAAGGUUAUUGAGGAUGUUAAGCUCAUGCGAUCAGCUGUUUUGGAAUCUGGAAAUGGCUUAGAUCCAAUUGACUUUUUAUAGAUUC